Molecule: messenger RNA, 392 nt
Organism: Cricetulus griseus (Chinese hamster)
Lineage: Eukaryota; Metazoa; Chordata; Mammalia; Rodentia; Cricetidae
Source: RefSeq, a predicted model, not a curated record
AGAUGCUCAGUGGCUGACAGCAGAGGAGAGGAGCCAACUUAUUCCUGGCCUGAGAGCAGCGGGGUGGUCGGAAUUGAGUGAGAGAGAUGCCAUCUACAAAGAGUUCACCUUCAAGAAUUUCAAUCAGGCUUUUGGCUUCAUGUCCAGGGUCGCCCUACAAGCAGAGAAGAUGAAUCAUCACCCAGAGUGGUUCAACGUGUACAACAAGGUCCAGAUAACUCUCACCUCGCAUGAUUGUGGAGGCGUGACCAAGCGUGAUGUGAAGCUGGCCCAGUUCAUUGAAAAGGCUGCUGCUUCUCUGUGAUCUCUUUCAAAACGCACGUCUACAAUGUUUCGGAAGGCCUUUGUGUGAAUAAAUGAAGUCAUAAAUAUAUAUAUUUGUAUAGUUGAUG